GGGAGAGAGAGAGAGACGGGAGAGAGAUAGAGGGUUCUUAAGUUCCGCUCACAAGCGGGGAAAAAAAGGGCGUCACCAAACGCUCUCUCUCUCUUCACUGCCCCCAGCUCUCUCGCUCCAUUUCUUUUCUUUUGUAUAGUUUUUCAAAUCAGUGUUAUCAUUCAAAAAUCUUCCCUCCUCUCUCCCUCUUCUUCUUUUCACUGCUUCGCUUCCCUUUCUCCUUCCCUUCUCUUCCGAGGUUUCGUGGUCGCGAGGGGCUGAUUGACUCGGCUCCCACUCCUCCGUCAAGUCUCAUGCGGUCUCCGAUUAGGGUUUCCUCCGAACGUGACCUGUAGAGGCCGAUUCGAUUCCUGCGGGGGCUUUGCUGCGUCGAAUUUUGAGCGAGAGGGCCCGUUGUUGGAGAGAUCUGUGGGGAAUUGCUGGGGAAUGGAAGAGGAGGAGACGAUGGAUCGGGUGAAGGCCGAGGAGGCGUCGACGAGCGGAAACGGGGUCGAGAAAGCAGACGAGGAACCUGGGAUUCGGUUGGCCAAGAGGGCGAAGGUUUCUGGGGAGUCCGAGAAGGCUGCUGACUUUGAUGCUGACAUGAAGAGGGUCGCGGAGAUCGUGAUUGUCUUGGCGGGGAUGGGUCGGAUGAGAGGCGGGCGGAGCCCGGUGGACGUGGAGAGGGAGCUCAUGGCGGAGGCCCGGAGGAAGUUGGCUUGCAUGUGCGAGAGUUUGCCUCCGAGAGAGCUUCUAUCGAAGGACGCUUAUGGGGUUCUUGUUGAAGAUCUUGGUCUCAAUAGGUUGAACGAUCAGAAGGGUCUCGGUCGGCCGAGGCUUUCCAUUGCGGAGAAGCUGCGGCUCACCAUGAAAAAGAUAGAAGAAGCAAAGGAAUUUGCGGCAAAGUCAUCAUCUUCUCAGACACCACAUAAUGGACUGGUUACCAGCAUAAAUGGUCAAAGCAUAUCCAACACAAAUCUCAAAGUAACUGCUGACAAGCUCAAUUCCAUGGCGCCAUCUUUGACAGGUUUUCAACCAUUCACACCUGUUAAUCAAACUAGGCCAGUUUCAGCAUCUGCAAGUCACAAUCAUGCACAAGCCAAUGAACCACUGGUGACUAGUAGCAGUCAGUUAGAAACUGAUUCUUCUCAGCAAGUAAAAACCGAGAUACGUUAUGGUGGAAUGUCUCAUUCUGCUCAAUCACUAAGAGCAACAUCUGCCGGUGAUCAAGUGCUUGGUGCUUUUCCUGGUUCAUCCUCUGUGCAAUUUUCUUCUGUUUCACGGGAUAAGAUUUCUCAAGGAUUGAAGCAGACAAUUUAUGGCUCUAGAAUGGAUCAGGGAAUACAUAAAGACGUUACAUCAUUAGCAACUUCUCAACUGCCUGAUGUUAAGGAUUCUAGAGUGCCUCAUCAUGCGUCAGGCGGUCCUUAUUCUAUUCAUCAGACUGUGCAACAUGCAAGUUCAUUGGGCAUUGCACGAGCUAGCCAUAGUGACAUUGUGAGAGACAUUCAGAAAUUAUUACAACCUGGAUCUCAUAGUCAUCCAGUGUGGUCACCUCCUUCACUUGCAUACAUGGAUGCACCUCUAACUUGCCAAAUAUGCAAAGUUACCAUUACUGAUGUUGGAAGUUUACUUGUAUGUGAUGCUUGUGAGAAGGGUGUCCACGUGAGGUGCCUCCAUGCAUACAAUCAGAAAAGCAUUCCUCAAGGUGAAUGGAAUUGCCCUAAAUGCUUGAUUUCAAACCAUGGAAAGCCAUUACCACUUAAAUAUGGCCGUAUCGGGAAACUUGUUGAUGUGCCGAAACUAUCAAAUGCGAAUAGUCCACAAUCAUCUAUGGAGAACAAAAUAGAGACUAGUGAUAAAAAGUCUAAUCAGCAGAAAUUAGCAGCUGAUGGAUGUGCUACCGAACCUAACAAGGAGAUGCUGGUGAACCAUGUGCUUACUGUUAAGGGAAGUAUACCUGAAGACAUAACUGGACAUGGAACAAUGCUGAGUACUGGAAUGUCUAACCAUCAGGUUUCCUGUGGGGCAGUUGAAAUUGGGGAAGGGCAACCUACUCAUACAGAUGGUAUAAAGAUUGACCUCCAUCCAUUUUCCACUUCAGAAACUGAGAAGCAGGGUGAUAAUAUACAUCAAACUGAGGCUGGAAAACCAAUUAUGAAUGAUGAGAAAAUUCCAAAGAAAAUCCCUACAUCAGAACAUCCUCAACCACUUGAACAAUCUGAUACUAGUGGCCUUGUCUUUAAACCUUCAAAUCAAGCCCAAACAGGAGAGGUAUCCCAUGAAAGUCUCUGUGUCAAAGCUUCAGCAAGUUCUCUUCUUGAAAAUGGCAACAUUGUGCCAGCAGGACUGGAUGGAUCAUCUAGCUCACAUGAUUCUUGUAAACACGACAGUUGUGGUGUGGUUAGUCAAGCUGAUCAGAAUAUCUCUCGGCCAGUUACUGCAACCAUACAAAAUGAAAAGAAAGCUGUAGAUUGUAAAUUUCCAGAAGGGAGGUUCCCUAGUGUUAGUUGGGGUAAACAACUGCAGGUUGUUGAUGGAAAAUCUUACUAUCAGGCCUGUUGUAUCAACGAAGUAGAGUAUAAGUUGCAGGAUCAUGCCUUCUUUCAUUCUGAAGAUCCCAGUGGUGCACCCUAUGUUGCAAAGCUUGAGGCUCUAUGGGAGGAUAAUACAAAUGGGACCAAAUGGGCACGUGUGAGUAUGUGCUACUCUUGCAGCAACCUGCCACAGAGUGUUGGUCAGCCUUGUACUCCAGAGGAGAAUGAGGUUUACGAAUCUAAUCACCAAAAUGAUGUACUUGUGCACCUCAUUCGAGGUCCAUGUUCUGUAAUGUCUGAAAGCAGGUAUAGACAGGAAAAAGAAAGUGGAGUGCGUUUAGAAAAAGAAAGUGGAGUGCGUUUAGGAUCAGAAACCAGCAAAAGUUCAAGUCCUCUCCUGUUCUGCAGGUGGUUUUAUGAUGACUCAAAAGGACUUUUCCAGCCUUUUACAGAGCGAUAACUGUACUCAAGUUGUUCCAAUUCUUUUUCACUGUGCAGUUAUAAUCACAUCUAAGACUAAGGAAGUGAGAGCUGCUUGCAAACCUAAAGGUUCCUCGCCUUUGUUGUUUGCAUGCUGCGUGCUGGAUCGGAUUAGAUUGGCAGUUCAGUCUAUGUCAUGCUGGAUUACCCAGAGUAUGGAGUAUGGACUCUGCUGCAUUAACCCUUUUUGGCAGGGCAAUCUAACCCUAGUUAUCACAGCAUAAAACACUGAAUAGACUUUCCAUGGCAAUGUGUUGAUUGGUUGGUCAGCGCCCACUCAUUUCCCUUGUGCCCUGAAUCUCGUUGGAGAAAGAGCCUGCUAGUCAUUUGCAUUAGAGCACCUGGAGCAGUGGAAGCAGUUUUCUGCAGAAUCGCCAGAGACCCUGUUUGUGGUCAUCGCACGUGACCUCUCUUGUUCCUCUUUUUCCAGACAGCAAGUUGAAGUAUCAUCUGACCAAUUCCCCUUCUGAUAUGCGUUCAGUUGGUUGGUACGGGGAAUUGCUCCAUUGAUAUCAGUCUCGUCAAAGUACAUGCUGUAUUUCUUAGUGGUUUCACUCCUUAGUAGCUCAAAGUAGGUGCUGGUAAGAGCUGCUCUAAUUCUUUUGUGCUUGGUGGGCAAAUGCAUUUUUGUUCAUUGCAUGGCCCCAUUAGAUUGGACAAACUUGUCUCUCCUACAUAAUUGAUCUGCUAGAAUGAGAUCACUAGUCGGAUAAUGUCUGAUGAUUUCCGAGAGCUUUACUCGGAAAUGUAAGUAACAAGCAAAACGUUCUUUUAUAAUUGGUUAGAGCUCGUUGGGCACUAGAAGAAUCAAUGUAUCUAUUUUUUGUUUGUCUGCAUAAUGUCACCGCAUUAUUUAAACAAAUGAAGAUAUUGUCCAUUCCUGAA
Messenger RNA from Nymphaea colorata (pocket water lily), 3881 nucleotides. RefSeq lists its product as uncharacterized. The record is from RefSeq and is a predicted model, not a curated record. The transcript has 8 exons. NCBI's taxonomy places the organism in Eukaryota, Viridiplantae, Streptophyta, Magnoliopsida, Nymphaeales, Nymphaeaceae. The coding region runs from base 427 to 2976 and encodes 849 amino acids. Gene Ontology annotation, molecular function: chromatin binding.